UAUAAUCUCUCUCUCUCUCUCUCCACCUCUCUCUCUAAUGGUAUCACUCGAGCCCCCCCAAGCCCCCCCAAAAUCCCUCCCGGCGGAGGCCGGCCCCGGCCCCGUCCCCGUCCCCGCCCGGAUCUCCUUCUCCGCCGAGUUCCUCGACGACACCAACUUCAUCUCCAUCUGCCCCAAGGAGCGAGAAGCCGCCGCCGCCAGGAUCACCGCCGCCGACUUCGAGUUCCUCUCCGGCGACGUCAAGACCAGCAUGAUCACCGCCGACGAGCUCUUCUCCGAGGGCAAGCUCCUCCCCUACUGGCAAACGCAGCCCCUCCACACCCUCAACCUCAUCAAAACCGCCGACGGCGGCGCGGGGGCGGCUCCGCCGCCGCAGCCGCCGCCCGAUCAAUCGAACGCUAAUAACGGCGGCGGCGGCGGCGACGACGACGAGCACGAGCGGAGGAUCAGCUGGUUCCUCGACGACGACCCCUCCCCGCGGCCGCCGAAGUGCACCGUGCUGUGGAAGGAGCUGCUGCGGCUGAAGAAGCAGCGGUCGUCCACGCUUUCGCCGUCGCUGUCGUCGUCAUCGUCCUCGUCUUCUUCUUCGUCGGCGGCGGCGGCGGCGGAGGAGGAGAGGAGUAAGAAAGGAGGUAGAGAUGGUAAUAAUAAGGUGGCGGGAAAAUUGAAGAAGGGAUUGGAGAGAACGAGAUCGGCGAAUAUAAGGAUUAGGCCGAUGAUCAACGUCCCCAUCUGCACGGCGGCGAGGAGCACGGCGCUGCCGCCGCUCUUUCCGGCGAGGAGAGGAGGGAGGUUAGAGAGCAGCUAGCUGAGAAUAAUUAAUUAAUUAAUUACAUGAGAGUUUUUUUUUUCUUUUUUUCCAUUUUUUUGGUUUUUGUAUUUUUUCAUAUGUAUUAAUUUAUUUUUUACUGUUUUAUUUAGAUUACUGUUAUUACAAGGUAAAUUAAUCCGUUGAACAGUUGGUGUAGAUUGUUGUUGACAAAUUAAUCUUGUUAAUUAAUUAAUUAAUUAAUUGCAGUUUUUGAUGAGAUUAUAUUUCUUUUUUAAU
This is a messenger RNA of Salvia miltiorrhiza (redroot sage), 1048 nucleotides long. RefSeq lists its product as uncharacterized. The transcript has a single exon. The record is from RefSeq and is a predicted model, not a curated record. Lineage: Eukaryota; Viridiplantae; Streptophyta; Magnoliopsida; Lamiales; Lamiaceae. The coding region runs from base 38 to 808 and encodes 256 amino acids.